UGAAUACCGAGUCGGCCAGGAUAAACAUUUUAAUCAUAUUUUGAUUCCAUUCGAUUAUAGUUUUGUCAACUUUUAAUGAUUUAUCAAUACUUUUACAUAUAAAAAGCGAACAAGGAGAGUACCUUUGACUAGGUGGCCAUUUUGUGUUGUGCUGUGUGGCGGUAAAUUUAAAAUGAAAUUCCUCUCUUAGUAAUUAUAUAUAUAUUUUUGGUCAACGAACAAAAGUAUUCUUGGAUAUCUGUUCUUUUUGGGAAACGUGUUGAGUGUAAAGUGAAUAAAUAAUGGAACCCUGUGCUCCCGGUACAGAAGAUGAUCCUCCAAUCAUGUACUCCACUCUGACUAAACAGGAAAACGAACAGGAACGUCUACUUAGCCUCAAAGCUAUCCUCAAGAAUGGAAAGUAUGACAAUAUAUUUGAACUCAGUUACGUCAAUGGAGUCGAACAUUGGUAUUGUAGAGCGUGUGAGUGCCCCGUCAUGGGAAGAGUAUUCCAGCACGAAGUUGGAAAACGUCACAACCAGAGUUUGGCGACUACAAAUCGGCAUUUCGAAACACAACGGCAGGAAGAACCUGCCGAAGAGGUUGUUUCUCUGGAAAUUGCACCUGGGGAACCUGUUCCGCCCGGAUUCGAGGAAGAGGUUGGCAGGUCAUCACAGAUUCAGGAACGCUUGGAUGGAUUCAAAGUGGGUCCCUUGGUUGCUUUGGAGUAUCUGUUGGAGCUUCAGGAUGACGAUAUCUCGAAGGAACCAUUAUAUUUAUGCAUUUUAUGCGACAAAAGAGGCGACCCGCGUACAGUCUUGACCCAUCUUGCUAGUUACAACCACAUUUCUCAGUACUUGCAAAAGCAUUUUCCAACGUGUUGGCGUGCCCUGGCACCGUACAUGACGAAACAGUACAAGAGAAAUUGGCAAAUCACUCUGCAAAAGAUAGCCGAAGGUAUUGAAAAGAAAUUUGGACGUCUGAAGCCAUAUCCCAUUGAGAAAGAUAAGUUUGAUAAAGAUAGAAUGCACUAUCUUCAAAUCGUCGUCAAAGGCAAACAUUUCUCAGAACGGUCGGGAUAUACUUUUGAAGAACUGAUCGUUCAUGACGAGUUAACAAAAUCUCUCGAAGAUGAAAAAUCUUAUGAAAGUUCUUCCGUCAAUAACUGGGGAUCAACAUUUAUUCAGAAACCGUUCAAGAAAAAAGAUCCCUCUCCGCCAGUGGUGGGCCUACCCUUUUCAAGAAAAAAGGGAAAUGCCCAGACAAAUCCUAGAAAACAGGAACCUGCUUAUGUACCACCCAGCCAGAAACAAACGCCUAAGGCUCAGGCAGCUGGGAAGCCUGUUACACAACCGCAAGGCAAGGCUCAAGUUCCUGCCAGUUCUCAAGGCACCCGACCAGUUCCUAAGUCGGAUCAGCGAAGAAGAAGGUCGUUGUCAAGUGUCUCCAGUAUUUCCAGCAGUGAAUUGAAUGAUGAUGACGGUAAAAGUAAAGAUGCUCAUAAGUUUGACAAGAAAAGAGAGCCUCCUCAACCCCAAAGAAAUGAGAGGUCUCUUCCAUAUUCAAGGCGUAGAUCUCCGAUCCCGAACCGAAGACAACCAUCGCCUAGACGAAGAUCUAGGUCUCCAAGACGUAGAUCCUCAUCUCCGAGGCGCAGAUCUCCAUCUCCGAGGCGGCGCAGAUCUCCAUCUCCGAGGCGCAGAUCUCCAUUUCCGAGGCGCAGAUCUCCAUCUCCAAGAAGGGACCAAAGGAACGUACCUGUUCAAAAACAUGUUGAUAAGAAAACUGAACAGGAACAAGAACAAAUCAGGAAAAUUGAGGAAUACAGAAAACUUGCCAGGGCCAUAGAAAAUGAUUUGCAGAAGACAUUGAAACAGCAUGAGAAGAAUCCAGAAAAACAUCCUCAGUAUAAUGAGGAGUGGAAGAAAUUCUGGAACAGAAGAUACAAAGAAUUGAAAGCUGAAGGAGUUGACGUAGCUAAACACGAUUUCAAACCAGAAUGGAUUGAAUUUUGGAACAAGAGAAUGGUUGAGUUACAUAGUGACGAAGUGAGAAAUAGAAAAGAUGCUUUGAGAAGGAGGUUAGCACUCCCUGAAGAAAUCAAUCCGAUCAAAUUCACGAUCGGUGCUCCAGCACAACUAGCAAAGACGAGUCCCAAGCGUCUCCCUAUGGCCGCACAACCCGAUCAAGACGAUGAAGUUAUUUUGAUAGAUGACAAAGAUGAUGACGUUCCAUCCUUGAAACGAUCCCGCAGUCCUUGGGAAGAGGACAUGGCGGCAAAAAGUAAAUCAUCAGAAAAACGACGAUCUUUGAGUCCUAGAACCAAAAGGUCGAGAGAUAAAAGUCCUGCUAGACGUUCUAGAUCUCGAGAUAGGUACAGUGACGUACAUUCCAGGUCUAGAUCGAGAGACCGCAGCACGUCAGUUCGUUCAAGAGAUGUUCCCCGGUCCAAGGAAUUUGAUCGAGAAAGGAAUUCGUCGAGGUCGAAAGAAUUCGAGAGGGGGAGGGAUUACAAAGGCUCCAAAGAUGCUCCAAAGAGGUCACGUUCUAGAGAGCGGUCUUGGGAGAGAAAAGAUUCGGAAAGGAAAAGAAUGCCUUAUAGAGAGAGUUCGUUCGAGAGGGAUCUCAGGGCGAAAGAGAGAGUUAGAACCGUCGCAGACCUUCCUUGGGAGAGAGAGAAAGCUUACAGAGUACCAAUACCAAUGGAGGAAUUCUACAAACCGCCUCCAAUUAUGCGUGAUGCAACUCGAAAGCCUGUAAUCAUUCAAGAAGUACCUCGAAAUCCUGUUAUACCAAAAGAAGGGUCCAUGUUUCUACCAGAAGAGGAAGACGAUGACGGUGAAGUCAACGUUGUUGACGUUCUUCGAAUAUUGACUGCUCUGGAAGAACGCUUGGGAUCGCUUGGUCCUAAAGUGAUAGAUUUGCUUGCACAGGCACUCGCUCUAGAGAAAAAAGAAGCCAACAGUUCGGAAGCACUAUUAGACAACGAUAUAAACUGCGUUCUGUUCGAGACGGUCAAGGAAAAACUGAAGGGCCAGAUGCUCGCAGGGCUGGUCGAUUUGAUACAGGAAAGAGCUUUCAAGAAAGCCAUCAAGAAGAUUGCUGGUUUGAUUCAUUUAGCGGGGCAGAGGAAACGUCAGAGGGAGAAGUUGUUGCCGAAAGUAACGCCAGUUUCUGUUCCCGGCAUUGGUACUGUCGAUAAAGCAGCAAUAGCUAAACAAAUAGCCAACGCACUUGUUGCACAAGGAAAGACUGACGUUACACAAGCAGAGUUGGAGCAACUUAUUAAUGCUGUGGUUGGUAUGGCAGAGGCAUCUAAAAAUUCCAAUAAACCUGUCACGACAGCAAACUUUUUGCAGCAACUAGCCGGAGGGAAUUUGUUACCUUCCCCCACCAAAACCGAUCCAGUGUCCCAAGAGAAAACAGUUAUCCCAAGUUCAGCAAAGAAAGAGGAGUCUGUUAGUCUCGAAAAACUCACUGAACCUUUGACUCCUAGUUCUGGAAAAAAUUCUGUGAGCAACAUGGAGAAUUUAUCUGAUUCAGACUUGCAGACCCUCUUGCAGAAUUUCAAAGACCUCUGUACAGACGAACAGCACAAUCUUAUAAAUUAUUUGAAGAAGUUGGAGUUACAAGAACCAGAGAGGGUAGAAAGGUUGAGGAAGUUUGUAAAUCUCGAUCCCACUGGUAAAGGUAAAGACGAAGAAUCGACGCACAAGGGUAAAAAGAACAGAGAAAGUCCAUUCUCGAAUAGAUUAGGAAGUUUGAACCCCACUCAGGAUGAUUUGGUCAAAAUAGAAUCUGACGAGGAAGAUAUGAAAUUUGACGAUGAAGAAAAAGAUGAGAAAGAACCGGCAGAAGCAGAAAAGAAGUCUGAGAAAACCACCGAAAAAGUACAUGAAGAUUCCGAGGAGGAAGACUACACAUUCGAAGACGUUGUGAAAACUGUUUCGAAGAAUGUUAAAGAUAAUGAAAUGGCACACAGUAAAAAGAUUGUUGAGGAAAGUAUGAAGUUUGAGAACUCCAAAGCGAAGCCUGAAUUGAGUAGCGCUAAAGACCUCAUUUCUAAUCUGAUGGGUAGCAUCAGCAAGACCACUGCCAAUUCUGGAAAUAUAGAUUUGUUGGGUCUGGGUGUUGGCCAACCCAGUCAAAAUCCAUCAGUCAACGCUCCCAGCACAAUGGCUAGUUCUAUAGAUUUCUCUGCAUUUAGUAGUAUUAAUGUCGCAAGUUUAACCAGCAUUGUGAAUAAUGUGAAGAGCAUGACUUCUACAAAUAGUGGAAAUAAACCUCUUGACUUUGAAGCUUCACCAACGGCAAGAACUGCGGGAAAAUUGUACUUCAAUCCGGGAAAUUUGGAUAAACCGUCAGUGUCGAAUAUAGAUCUUUCAGGAUCAAGGACAGAACUAGGUUUGGGACCCAGAGGGGAUCAAGGACGAAAUUUCUCAGCUGCAAACAGAGGUUUCGAAGAACCACUAGGACUAGAUAGAGGCACUGGAAGGCCAGGUUUUGAAGGACCUGGUAGAGGCUUUGAACGGGACCGUGGAGGACCUGACAGGGGCUAUGAGAGGGAUUUCCGAGGUCCAGACAGACCAUUCGAUAGAGACUUGGGAGGGCCAGUCAGAGAUUUUGACAGGGGCCUGAUGGGACAAGACAGGGGCCCGAUGGCACAAGACAGGGGCCCGAUGGGACAAGACAGGGGCCCGAUGGGACAAGACAGGGGUCCGAUGGGACAAGACUGGGACCCGAUGGGACAAGACAGGGGCCCGAUGGGACAAGACAGAGGCUUCAAUAGAGGUCCUGAUCGGGAUUAUGAUAGAACUUUCAGAGGACCUAUGGAGAUGGAUAGAACAUUUGACAGACCUAUGGUUGGAGCUGACAGAAGAAUGGUUCCAGAAGAAAGAAAUUUCGGGGGACCUGACAGAGGGUUUGGUGUGGGCUCAGGACCUGAUAGACCACUAGGCGGAGUUGGUAGAGGAUUUGAUAGAGAGGCAAUGGGACCAGACAGAGGUUUUGGUGGUUCUGACAAUUACUUCAACGGGCGAGAUAGAGGGUUUGAUGGGGGCUAUAAAGGACCUGAACGACCGUUUGGAGGUCCUGGUGGUUCAGUAGGUGGUAAUCGAGAUUCGUUAGGACCAAGGGGUGGUCCUUCUUUCGCAUCAAGAGAUAACAUGCCAUUUGGUGAUCAACCAUCACAGCGGUUAUUACCAAGGCCUGGUGGUGGUAAUCCUAGGUUUGGUGGCCCCGGUCCCGACUAUGGUAGAGGUAAUAAUUUUAAUAGAUGGUAAAUACUAUUAAUUCAGAUAUGUUUUAUAGGAUUAAGAUAUGUGUACAAUUCAAUAGAUAAUAAAAAUUUGUGCUACUCGGA
Messenger RNA from Leptinotarsa decemlineata (Colorado potato beetle), 5341 nucleotides. RefSeq lists its product as uncharacterized. The record is from RefSeq and is a predicted model, not a curated record. NCBI's taxonomy places the organism in Eukaryota, Metazoa, Arthropoda, Insecta, Coleoptera, Chrysomelidae.